This is a messenger RNA of Exophiala spinifera, 2343 nucleotides long. RefSeq lists its product as uncharacterized. The transcript has 2 exons. The record is from RefSeq and is a predicted model, not a curated record. NCBI's taxonomy places the organism in Eukaryota, Fungi, Ascomycota, Eurotiomycetes, Chaetothyriales, Herpotrichiellaceae. Gene Ontology annotation, cellular component: Rpd3L complex; nucleus; Rpd3L-Expanded complex. Gene Ontology annotation, biological process: regulation of DNA-templated transcription. The coding region runs from base 1 to 2343 and encodes 780 amino acids.
AUGGAGGAUCUCGAGCGAGAUAGCUCUGUAGAUCCUGAUGCGCAGGCUGCCGUCACCGAUUUUCUAGACUACACUGAAUAUCUCCCUGCCGACCUUAUUCGGUCUCUCACCUUGAUUCGGGGCCUCGACGAAACAUACCUCACCAACACCUCUGCCUUGAACGACCUGACAAAACUGUACGCCUCUCAGCCCUCACUCCGGCCCGCAGACCGUCCAGAUCCUCAAGAAUUGCGCGCCCAGAUAUCUUCGCAUCUUGACUAUGCCCUCAACGCCCGAGAAUCGGCCUAUGCGGAGGCAUGUCGACUUUACGAUGUUGUGGAUCGACACCAAAACAGGCUGAAGAGCAUCCUCUUCAAAUUGAAUGCAAUCCCGAAGCCUCCUUCUCGCGAUCCUACUCCUCCGCCGCAGACUUCACCUCAAAUGAAGCGCUCAAGAAGCGGACGGAAGCUCGAAAGUAGCACACGGUUAACAUUGCACCCUCCACGAGGGAAUGCGGUUGCAUCAGCAAUUCUCAAGAGACCUCGAGGUCGGCGGGUAACAGUCCCUGGCGAGGUGAUGCCGCCGUAUGACCCAGAUUCACCCAUCGCGAGCACAGAGGUGUCCGACUGGGAAUCCCCUCCACCAUCACCGCCGCGUCCAGUCCUCAAAUUGAAACAACCGAAAGCACCUCCUCCGCCUCCGCAGCAGAAAGAGAAGACAAAACGCCGAGAGGAUGGGCCGCGAGUCACCCGCGAAGUGACUGAACCGUUUCACAAGCCUACUCCCCCUCCUGAAGAUGCACCUAUUGGCAGUAAAUACCGGCCUUGGACGCAUUUGACGGAAUAUGAGUUGUAUAAACUUAGGAAGAAGAUGAAGAAAAACAACGUCUGGGAGCCAAGUGAAAUCAUGAUUCGGCGCGAACUGGCUGAUCGCGGGAGAGGGUGGGAGAACUAUUAUCGAGCCAAAGCUGAAGCCGAGGCCAACGGGACCGUAUUCUAUGACCUUGAUAGUACCGAGAGGCCAAGACCCAGGCCGAACAAUUUGCAAAGUCCUGAGAAAGUCGAAACGGUGGAAAAAAGGGAAGAGCCAGAGAAGAUCGAAAAACUGAGCAACAUUGCCGAUGAAGCAGACGAUGAGAUGCAAGACACUAUCCUCGUCCCUAGUGCGGCAGCUACUCCGACUCAGACGCAACCGUCGAAGCCCAAGACGGCCAGAAAGUCAGAGUCAAGAAAGGAAAAGAAACCCGAUCCAGCGCGGUCACAGGCCGCAUUGGCUGCCCAGGAGGCAGAACUUGCGGCUCGAAGACUAGGUGACAUGGGUAGCAAGAUCAGGAGUCUUUUUACCGCUCCGUUUACAUCCGCACUUGCAUCACUCAAUCGAAGCUCUGCCACCCCUGCCGGGAGCACUGCAGCUAGUCCGGCCAGGAAGCCGGCCGAGAAGACGUCCAAGAAGAGAAAGGCAGAGCAUACGCCGACAGCGUCCCUUUCACCGUCAAUAGAGCCAGACCCAGCGAGGAAGAAGCAAAAGACAGCACCAAAGCCGUCGCCAUUGGCGUCAAGUCCUCAAGCCUCUGCUCUCACAACAGCAAGCAGCGAAACUCCGGGUCCAGCUCCAGUGGCGACUACUCAAAUUCCAGUGCCUCCUCCAGUCCAAGCACCAGCAACAGCACCAGCACCAGCACCAGCACCUAGCGCAGGGACUAUCAGAAUUCCUUUAAAAUUGACCGUCUCAACACCCGCAGCAGUACAAUCCAACACACCAACACCGGCUCCCCCAACACGCGCAGCAAGCGUCCAGCGUACAUCAGUGGCGCCGAAAACCGAAACCACGCCUCCAAUUCCUUCACGACCGCCCUCCCGUCGAUCAACGGCAGCGUCUGUCGAACCCCCGCCCACAAGAUCGAGUCGACGUGCCAGUAUGACACCAUCUGUGGCAGGACGAAAAACGCCUGCUGUAGAGGCUUCCCCAAAAUCUACCGCGGCCAGUCGUCGCAGCAAACGUGACGCACCGGGAACGGUGAUGCAGUCCAGUCAGGAUGGCGGCGCUGCGGUUAGUGUCAGCAAGCGCAAGACCAAACCUGGCAAGCACUCGCAUCAGAAAACCACGCCUAAAGCGGCAGCUAUGGCGGCAGAAACAGUCCCACAGAUUCGAAUCGAUGCCGAUGGGCGGCAGGAGAUUAUUGAUCCAGAUGAAGAGCGGUACUGUGUCUGCGGUGAUUGCGAUUUUGGCCAGUGGUUUCACAUGGAGUGCGUGAACCUGGUAGAACUCCCUCCACGAACCGUCAAAUGGUUUUGCCCAGGAGAUCGGAAGAAGCUUCACAAGGGCGAAAACAGCAAUGGACUUGUAGGUAGGGGGAUCAAAUGA